Fonsecaea erecta is the source of this 900-nucleotide messenger RNA. RefSeq lists its product as hypothetical. The transcript has 2 exons. Bases 1 to 900 code for a protein of 299 amino acids. The record is from RefSeq and is a predicted model, not a curated record. Lineage: Eukaryota; Fungi; Ascomycota; Eurotiomycetes; Chaetothyriales; Herpotrichiellaceae.
AUGGACCCUCGUGUCGCGGCCGUCGACGGCUUCACCAGGACACGCCACACGUCUGUCCCAUCGUCGUUGGAUCCUGCGAGCGUGAGGCUAGAAGAGUCAUUCACGGUCUGCAUCAUCGGCGCAUCUACGGGAAUAGGCGAGCAUAUCGCCUACAGCUUUGCACGGGCCAAGGCAGCCAGGCUGGUCAUAUCCUCCCGAACACUCAGCGACCUGGAGAUCGUGGCUGAUGAAGUAAGACGGAUCAACCCUAUUGGCCAUGUUGAUAUAGUGGAGUGCGACGUCUCGAAAGCGACAUCUGUCCAAGCUUUGGCAGAGCACGUCAAAACCCGGUGCGGACGAUUGGACAUCCUGAUCCUCAACGCUGGCUACGCCGGCCCAGUCACCACAAAGAUAGACCAAGGAAAUCCCGAAUGUGUCCAACACGCCUUUGAAGUCAAUGCGUUGGGCACCUACUUUGCCGCACAUUAUUUUGUUCCUUUACUGAUGCAGACCGAAACCGGAGCAAAAGGAUUCAUUGCCAUCGGGUCCAUCGCAGGCUGCAUCAGACGAGGGCCCAUUGCGAACACGGGUUACACAGUCAGCAAGUUUGCCCAGAUCCGCCUGGUCGAGUAUCUCCAUGAACAGUAUUCCGGGGAAGGGUUGGUCAGCCUUGCCCUUCAUCCGGGAGCAGUGAUGACGAGGAUGGCACGCGGGAACACGCCGGACGAGUUUCUGCCCUACAUGACCGACGACGUUGAUCUCUCUGGAGCAGUCUGUGUGUUUCUCAGUAAACAAAUCAGGCAUCUCGGCUGGCUGAGCGGAAGACUGAUCUCUGCCACUUGGGACAUGGAGGAAUUGAUAGCAAAAAAAGACCAGAUAGAGGAGAGAGAUUUGCUCAAGUUUGCCCUGUUGACGGAGUAG